Messenger RNA from Drosophila bipectinata, 2322 nucleotides. Lineage: Eukaryota; Metazoa; Arthropoda; Insecta; Diptera; Drosophilidae. The record is from RefSeq and is a predicted model, not a curated record.
UGGGGCAUCAAAGAUGCUACAAUUUAAUUCUUUUUGUGUUGGUGUUUUGUUAUGAUUUUUAAUUUUUGUAAUCUGUUUGCAAUUUGUAAUGUCGUGGUCAAAAAAUUUGGUUAAAGAAAUUGUAAACUCCAAGAAACACAUUAUUUGCACGGAACUAGCCGUAGUCAUUGCGGACAAGUUCCCAAAGGCUCGCCAUCAUUAUCUAGUGUUGCCAUUGGCCGAUAUUCCCAGUAUAUUCGAAUUAAAUCGAAGUCAUUUGCCAUUGUUGGAGGAACUUUUUCUUUUAGCCCACAACGUUGUGGAGGUAAAAGGCGCUCGCUGGGAGGAUUUUAAAGUGGGAUUUCACGCGGAGCCUAGCAUGCAAAGGGUUCACUUGCAUGUCAUUUCAAAGGAUUUUGACUCGCCCUCUUUGAAGACCAAGAAACAUUGGAACAGCUUUAACACCGACCUCUUCGUUCCUUUCGAAAAACUUUUUGCCCAAGUGGAGAAGGACAAUUGUUUUACCCGCUUGCCAAAAAGCCUGAAAGAUGAGCUGUUAGCCAAGCCGCUGCUUUGUAACCAGUGCCGAUUUACACCUACAAAUUUACCAACACUUAAAGAACAUUUGGCGGAACAUUACCAAGAAAAAAAAGCCCAGAACUAGUAUGUAACACUGAACCAGUUCGAUAAAUUUUUUUUAGCAAUUGACAGGUCUUCCUUUGCAAUUCUUCAUUCCUAUUUGGAGCAAGAAAUGGGAAAAAACGAUUCACUAGAUUAUUUUCGCGACGAACUGUCGCGAAAAUUAAAGGAUAAGAAAAAUUUUAUUAUUGAAAGCGAUCGAGCGGUGGUAAUCAAGGCGGAUUUUCCGAAGGCCCAGUAUCACUUCCGAGUUGUGGCCAAAGACGAGCUAAGAGAUGCUACUAAGUUAAAUGCGGACCAUUUGCCUUUGCUGGAUCACUUAAUGGACCUGGCCCAUCAAAUUAUCGAGAAGCAGGACCAUUUGGAACCGCACCACUUUCGCAUUGGCUUUAAAGUUAAUACAUUCUGGAACCGCCUUAACUUACACGUCCUCUCAGAUGACUUCUACUCGGUGGCCAUGAAACGUGUUCGUCACUGGAAUAGUUUCAACUCUGAGCUAUUUAUGCCCUUUCAUGUGGCCCACAUGAUGCUAAGCUUGCAGGGCUCCAUUGACCCCAUUUCGGAUGAGAAGUGCAAAGAGCUGCAGAAUAAGUUACCAUUGCACUGCAACCAAUGCGAAUUUGAAACCAAUUUACUGCUGGAUCUCAAGUUUCACCUAUAUCAGCAUUGGCAGGCUAGAGAAAAGGACCGUGAACAAAAGAAAAGCCUCGACAAGAUUUUAAGCAUGUUGGAGACUUCCAGCAUUAGUGAUGCCGCAUCUGGUAAUACUUCUGAAAUGGGAAAAGAAUUGGUGGAAAGCCCAGAUAGACCGUUACCAACGCCACUACGAUGCCAAGCCAAGGAGCAGGCAGCUACUGGCUAUGCUGAAUAUGUUGCCGGGCCCCCGGUAAACAUGAUGAACAUUCAAAAUCCCAACAACCCUUUCCGGAACACUCCACCGUUGAACAUCAAACCAUUGGAUCCGCCACCACAUAAUCAUUCAAGAAACCACAUGACUCAUGGUCCUAGGGGGUCCGGCUUUGUUCCACGCAUGAAUAUGGCACGUGGACCUCGGCCCUUCAAAGCCUCUCGGGGUCCUCCAAAUCAGGAACGUAACAUGCAACCGAGAUUCAGAGCACCAAUGUACCAGCAGGGUCAUCAGCCAAGGGGUCCCAACACCUUCCGGCCGCCACCACCAAUAAACCAGCCGGACUAUCAUCUAUUUAGUGGUGGACCUGUUCCAAUGUUUGGGUCUCCACGGGGUCCCAACUCCCAACACACACCUACUCAAGCAGGUGCGGUUAUCCAAGCUGCUUCUACUGGUCAACAUCACGGGGCUAGACCAAAAUGGACUCCAAAUAGAGGAAAUAAUACGAAUUCAAAUCAGGGCAAUCCAAGUCAGCAAAACCUUCAGAAUUCGAAUCGACCAACACGUCCAUACAAAAAUAAUAAUAACAACAAUAAGAACUCAAAUCAACAGCAUCGCCAACAUCCUAAUCAACAAUCGAACCAACAAAACCGUCAAAUGCAGAACUCUAAUAACAAUCAACCUAUCCAGUUUCAAGGAGCCUCUGGAGCUCAGGGUCAAACAACUUCAAGUCAAUCGAAUCAAACCAAAAGUGGCUAAAAAGUUGAAUAUUCUAUUUUAAUAUUGCAUUUAAAUAUAAAAUAUUUUUCUCAAGCUCUCUGAGCUAAACUUCCUACAACUUGAAACAAUUUGGAUAA